Messenger RNA from Dermacentor silvarum, 2713 nucleotides. RefSeq lists its product as uncharacterized. The transcript has 5 exons. Bases 369 to 1280 code for a protein of 303 amino acids. The record is from RefSeq and is a predicted model, not a curated record. Lineage: Eukaryota; Metazoa; Arthropoda; Arachnida; Ixodida; Ixodidae.
GCUCAGCCGAUGGGGGCGGCAUACGGCUGCGUUCGUCCCGCUGAGAACGCCGCGCGCGCCGGCGGUCUUGCCGAGCUCGACGCCGCCGCAGCACCACCACCACCACUAGCAGCCGCUGCGACCACAGGUGUUCCGCUACUGCGGGCAGGCUUCACUGCAAGACAUCACGCUGUCGUCGAGGGCAACAUCGACGCGUAGGCGAGAAGAGGCGGCGAGGGGAGCUUCCUGCGGAAACAGGAAGAGUUGUGAACGCGCGUUAAUCUUUGUUUUUCUCGAUAUUUCUUCCCCUCUCUCUGUGUGUGGACGUGCGUGUGAUCGAGACAUGCUUCGGACUUUGCACAGCGCGAUCGGCCCGAACCGCUGUGGUGAUGGUGUCUGAGCCACCUCCUCCUUCGAGGGACGUCGUUGUCAACAUGCGACCAAGACCCGGAGUCGGAUAUUGGGCGGCACUCCUUGUGUGCGCCACGCUGCUGCUCGUCAGUCCCGUGGCGUCUAGCCUCCACAUCCUGCACCUGUCGGUGCCCAAAUGGGUGCAGAACGGCACCGAGGACUCGGUGGUUCUGGACUGCGUGUACAACGCGAACCGCGAGGACGAGCACCUGGUGAUCAAGUGGUUCCUCAACGACGACCCGCAGCCCAUCUACCAGUGGAUCCCCGAGCUGAACAAGCGAUUCGUGUCGAGUCGCCUCAAGGACCGCAUCAACCUGGACUACUCGCUCACCAACGGUAACAGCUUCACCAAGUUCCGCGCGCUCAACCUGGUGCGGCCCACCACCGAGCUGAGCGGCCGGUACUCCUGCCACGUCAUGUCACUCGCGGGACAAGACUCCGAGUCCAAGCUCAUGACCGUCUACGCUCCUCCCAAGAGGUUCGACUUCACUUUCGAGCGGGUGUCGGCGCAUGUGACGAACCUGUCGUGCGAAGUGGAUGGCGUGUUCCCACAACCGACGUUGUUCCUGUACCAGAGCAGCGGCCGGGACCCCGUGUCGCGACCCGUGGCCUCGGCACCAGCGAGACUGGCUCCUCCAACCCCCGCCGAAGGCGCUGCGGGCUACCACGUGCGCCUGACGUAUGCGCUGGACAGCCGCACGCUGGACGCGUCCGGUCACGUGGAGUACGUGUUCGAGUGUGUGCUUGCCAUUCCGGAGACCAACUUUAGGCAGCAGCGGCGGCUAGAGUUUGAACCCGGACGAUUGGUUAGCGCGGCGAGCCGACUCCACACCGUGGACAUUUUGCUGAGGGUGCUGACAGGCGUACUCGCCCUGAUGGAUCUCGCAUAGCAGCCGGCACACAAGCAGGAGAUACGCCGUCUGAAUCAAAACCAAAGAACCAAGUAGGGAGAACCGCGUGCAUUUCACGGAGUCGGCUGUAGAAAGACGUCCUCGCCAGCGACGCCGUCGUUAGAAAGAGAGCUGUGCCCGAAACGUCGGCCACCGCGCCCACUAUGUCACCCGUCACGGACAUCCAGGUCCACAAGCAUCAGUGCCUCCUGUUCUUCAGCGUGCAGAGCGCGAGCGUGUGUGUCGAAGAUGCGUGAACUUCUAUAAGCGCGCGCGCGCGCGCGCGCGUGUGUGUGUGUGUGUGUGCUUGUGCGUGCACUUGUGACUCGCUUGCUCCCCGUGACUAUGGACAGCAGCGCACAUUCGAAACCUCACAGCCCGCUUCACCGUUCGCUGUCCCGAUUCCUCUUCCCGGUACAGCCCCGUUAUUCUUUCCUGAAAGGUGUCGCACUUUCUCGAGACUCCGCAUGGCACUUCCUCGCGUUCCAGCACGUUGGCUGUGUCCCCGCUAACGGACCAUAAUUGCACAAUGUUUGUUCGAAAGCAAUGCGUUCGAUUGAGUGAAUACAAUGCGUUGUCUUUCAUCGCCUCAACUUUUGUGUUGCGUCAUAAACAUAGCGCUCUAGGACGUAAUAAUUUUCCAGAGUGUACAUUAUGGCAGCGCGAAAGAAAAGUUCCACCUAGUCCUUGAGCAUAUAUGCUGAGGGGAAAAAAAUAAAGAAGAAAGCCACAGGGUAGGUGCCGCUUAAGAGGACGGUAACUGGCUGGUAACCGUAGUAAACCAAAAUUUCCACAGAAUUAUUAUAUCACAAUGUUCAAAUAAACGCUUUUGCGCCCCAAAGAGCGCCUGUCGCAGAGUACGAAAAUGUGUUGGCCAUGUUUUUACUUGGAAGACUUGACUCUUUUCUGCGCUUAAUGCUGUUAACCUUUUGUUUUGCACCAACUUACGGUCUGCAUUUCUGUGAAGUACGACUUUUUUGAAGUACGAGGAAUAGACGAACUAACCGCUUGAUUCACUUAGUUGACGUUUCAGUAUUCUUUAACCUGUGCAUUAGCUUCAACUAUAAUUCGCGCCUCUGUAUUCCGAAGGUUUCCUAUAGCGCAUUGUAUGGUCAUCAUGCGGGCGCCAUUGCCAAACGAAGCUCCUCAGAACAAAAAAAGAGAAUGGAAAAGGAACAUAGUCCAGAAAAAUACAAAAGCGUUCUUACUACGGUAUCGUCCAUUGUAGCGCGACAACAGAAUUCUCGCUUUAAAACUAAUGAAUUUUUUUGUUUUUAGGAACGCAAUAUUGACGGAUGUUCGACUUGCGCUUGCCACAGGGCAAACGUUUGUCAUCAGCCCUUGUCCUAAGAAUGCUGUAUUUUGUAUGUUUCUGCAACUUUAUAUGUAAAAGGUUCCUCCUAUAACAUGUUAUAAAAGUUUGUUCCCACCGA